CUUUUCAGUAUAUUCGCAAAACUCUAUCGGUUAGCACUUCGGUUCGCGGGAAAAAAAUCGCGCCAGUGAAAAUCUGAAAAAUCCGUCCUACCUUACCUAAAAGAAUAAAAACAGUGCCAGUUCAUUCAUCGAUUUUAAUUCCAAGCAUUAUUCUAACUAUUUACUGUGAUAAAACGGACCUAAAAGAUCCCACUGAAUGGACUGUAAUACAUUUCAGUCGUUUCAAUUGGUAAAAUAGUGCACAUCAGUUUACGCGAUCGGAUCAAUUAAAGAGUGGGUUCUUCGUCUGUCGUGCGGGAUCAAGUUCACGAGCGCGGGAGCGCCGGACCUAUCCACCCGCUCAGACCGUUGCUGAGCCGCAAGCACCACCCUCUUCCUACCCCCCAUUGGAGCACAACUCACAUGCCAUGCGCGAUUCAAUUUCGCAGAUUUUCUCUUCAGCAGCGAGCCAACACCAUGACUGUCGGAAACACAGCUCAGAUUCCGAUGCUAGCUUUGCAGGACAUGUUUCAAUCAAUGACGUAUCAAAGGCAAACUGGGGCUCCCAAAUCGGGGGCGGAUCAAAAGAUCCCAACGGGAAUAUCGGGCGAGAGUCGUCCGAAGCGGCAGAGACCGACUCAUCAGGGACCGGGGGGAUGCGGGACUCGCUGGAGGGGCCGGGCUCAGCGCAGAACGACCUUAUUCACCUCAAGAGACGGGUGGGACUCUUCAGUGGGGUGGCUUUAAUUGUCGGAACGAUGAUCGGGUCUGGAAUAUUUGUAUCGCCAUCUGGUCUACUGGUGCGAACUGGUUCCGUUGGUGUGAGCUUUAUUAUAUGGAUGGCCUGUGGAUUGCUCUCAUUGUUAGGUGCAUUGGCGUACGCUGAGUUAGGCACGAUGAACACAUCCUCCGGAGCAGAAUGGGCAUACUUCAUGGACGCAUUCGGCGCUUGGCCAGCAUUUCUGUUCUCGUGGGUCUCCACGCUGGUGCUGAAACCGUCCCAGAUGGCCAUCAUCUGCCUGUCGUUUGCGCAGUACGCCGUCGAAGCCUUCGUUGCCGAAUGCGAUCCACCGUUGACUGUUGUGAAAAUGGUUGCACUCCUGGCGAUUGUGUGCAUUUUAUUUGUGAAUUGUUAUAGCGUUAAUUUAGGGAUGGCUGUACAAAAUAUCUUCACCUCUGCGAAACUAAUUGCGGUACUGAUCGUCAUAUGCGGCGGCGCCUACAAACUGCUCCAAGGAAAUACCCAACAUUUGCAAAAUGCAUUUAGCGGACCGACGCCUUCACUCGGAGCGAUAGCGACGGCCUUCUAUACCGGUCUAUGGGCCUACGACGGGUGGAACAAUCUGAACUACGUCACCGAAGAAAUCCAGAACCCGAGCAAGAAUCUACCGCGCUCGAUCAUCAUCGGCAUUCCGCUGGUAACGCUGUGCUAUGCACUGAUCAACGUGUCCUACCUGUCGGCCAUGUCAGCGACCGAGAUGAUCGAAUCGGAAGCUGUGGCCGUCACCUUUGGCAAUCGCAUUCUAGGCGCGCUGGCUUGGCUGAUGCCACUAAGUGUCACCAUCAGCACAUUUGGCAGCGCCAAUGGAACCCUGUUUGCCGCCGGAAGACUAUGCUUUGCGGCCAGCCGUGAGGGACACUUGCUGGAUAUCCUGUCGUAUGUGCAUGUUCGUCGUUUGACACCAGCCCCCGGACUGCUUUUCCACUCGCUGAUUGCCAGUGCAAUGGUUCUCUAUGGUACCAUUGACUCGUUGAUCGAUUUCUUCAGCUUCACAGCCUGGAUCUUCUACGGUUGUGCGAUGCUGGCUCUGAUUGUAAUGCGUUACACGAAACCCAACUACCCAAGACCCUACAAAGUUCCACUUAUCAUUCCAAUUGUGGUUAUGGUAAUUUCCAGUUACCUAGUGGUGGCACCCAUCAUCGAGAAACCUCAAAUCGAGUACCUGUACGCAGUACUGUUCAUCUUCGCUGGACUCAUCUUCUAUGUACCGUUCGUGCACUGGGGUUACCAUCCCAAGUUUAUGGACAAUUUCACACUCUUCUUCCAAAUGCUGUUUGAAGUCGUGCCAACCACAUCAAUGGCGAUGUUCGAUUGAACUGAUUGCACAGAACUGACAGUGACUUCCCGUUUUUUUUAAAUGAAGCAGCUUAAGACCAAAGAACACAUUUUGAGAAUACAAACACGAAGCAAAACAUAAACUUUCGGACGAGUUUUCAAAAUACCACCCAACAAUUCGCGUUGCUAAAAUUGUUAGCUAUAAUGGUUGGUAGAAUAAGUACCCUCUCCAUAAUGGUGUCUACUAUCACAAUUAUUCAACAUUUAUCUUAGCUAUUCUGGGCAAAUACCUAUCCAGUAUUAUGCGCUCGAUAAUGGCGGCGUGAGUUCCUCUCAGUUUGACAUUCAAGAGGUAGAAAACAUUGGAACUCAUCUAGUCUGCAUUGAUCAUAUAAAAACUUGUUGGAUAAAUAAACAAAUGUCAACGAUCUUCCGUAAUGGGCUUGAACUUGUGUCUAAAUAUUGUUAUAUUUAUUUUAAAAUGGGAAAUAAUGAUAUAAUUGUACUUUUUUUUAGGAUUGCUGAAAGUCCGCCGGUGAAGGCGAAGAUAAGAAAUAUUGAGUUUCAAGAAAAAAAGAACACUUCACGUUCCAAGCUGAAAAUGCCCACCAUAUUUGAAUGUGAUAAGGAUUGCUCGGGAAGGGUACUUUGAUCCCGGUCAUGUCCCUUAUUACUCAGUUGGAUUUCCUCUAAAACGACAAAAUAUUUUUUCAUCAGCUUAACAUGAAUAAAGAACGCUGGGGUUGAGAAUAAAUGUUCUAAAAUAUAUAUCUUCCAAGUAUAUACACCUAUCUCAAUUAUGCCUUCUUCCCAUUUCCCACAAGUUUUACUUUGAAAUAAGAAGAGAAAACUGUAUACUGAAAUUCAAUUCAGUUAGACAGACGUGUAAAUGAAUAAUUGAAUUUAAAUUUGUUUUUUAUUAGUUGAUGGUAUUUCAAUACCUAUGUCUUUUUUCAAAUGGAUUUUAUUAAGGAAAAAAGUUACGUAAGUUUAUCUGAAAGAUUUUGAAGGGGUUUUGAGAUAGAGAACAUGGAACGAAUGAUUACACCAUUGGAAAUCAAUAAUACAGUGAUUUGUUUAACUUGCGCAAGUAGCAUGAUUAGAUUUAGAGGCUAAGAUGAAUUUGUUCCAUAUUUAUCUCUAGAUGAAAAUUUAUUUUAUUAUUUGUUUUCUUCAUCUGACUUGACGUCUCAAUGCAGUUUGAUGGUUAAUUAUUAAUUUCUACAUUCAUAAGUACCGUUCUCAAAAACGAUAAUAGGUUCACCAUACACUCUUUCCAAUUGAAUCUUAGGUUGGACUGACUAUUACACUGCCCAUGAUAGCAUAUUUGUAACAUUUGCAUUUUGGUUGAUUGUGCAAAUCCUCCCCACAAACUCAAUCAUUUCCAGCUUACCACAUAGAAGCAAGAUAUUAUAGCCUAUUAUACUGUUGUGGGAUUAGAUGCAGUAAAUUGAGCUUUCUGAACGAUUCACAGGCUUUGUACAAAAUUUACAAAACCAUAACGUUUCACCACGUGGAACCAUGGAAAAUACUAAACUCGUCUUAUGAUAGUUGCAGGGUUGAAGACAUUUCACUAAUAGAGCUUAAAUAAUUUUGCUCAAAACAUAACGAUUUAUUUGAAUGCAAAAUGUAGGUUUUUUGUGUGACAGAAUUUUAUUCUUGAUUCUUGAGGAGAAUUGUGGGGUGGCUUUUUGUUCGAUCUUACUCAAUGAACUUGCUAAAGAAACAGUUUUAAAUACAAUUAAAAACCGAAGCAAAGUAGGAAUGUUGGUUUCAGUUGCGAGGAAUCUAUGUUUGGGAAUCCAUUAGGAUGGUCAGCCAUAAACAUUCCUAGAAAAUAGAAUUGAAGAAUUAGGAAAAUGGAUAAGAGAAAAUACUAAAGUUUUAGAGGAAAUAGUUGACGUUCGUUUGUAUGAGCCUUGAUGAGUGCCAAUGUUUUCAAUGAAUCAAAGCCUACUUUGAUUAAAAGAUGUAAAUAUUUUCUACCUCAUGAAUGUCAAAAAGGAACUCACGAAGCCGCCAUUAUCGAGCGCAAAAUACUGGAUACGUUAUAAUAAUCCAGACAUCAUUGCGCUUACGAAUAGAAGUAUGUGAUGGUCAACUUAUCACGUGGUCGAACAAAUAAAUUUGAAUAGCAAUAAUACAGCAAAAGCGUGGAACAGAUGGAAAAUAUGAUGAUGCAUGUGCCAAUCAACUGCAGGUUUAGUGGAACGCCAAGGAUGAGUCGCGGAACAUCGAUCAACUGGUUACUAUUAUAAGGUUUAUUUGAUGUUCAGACUACGGGUUUGCAGCAUGUUAUUCGUCUAUCUUGAAGUCAUAUAUCUUUUUUGAUAAUUUGAGUGGCAUGUUGUAACUCAGUAGUUUGGCUAUAGUAUCAUGUUUUAAUUGCAACCACUCAUACAGAACAGAUAAUAUAAAACACUGAAACAAAACAGGCAUCAGCAAAGACACAAACACUGCUCAAAAUAAUAAAAUACAGCCGAACCUACACCCAAACUCUAAAAGGAACAAAGAAGAUUAUUAAAAGUUUCAGUCGUAUUUAUUUUUUUUGGAAAAAUUUUGUAUACAACAAAAAAAAAUGAAACUAGUGGUUCCGAAUUUGAGGUAAGGCAAUAGAGUUUUGGAUGGCUGGACUUUGAAGCUAGAGGAAUAAAAAAGACUAUUUUUGUAGGCACUAAUAAACCCCCGCGAAAAUUGCAAUCAUUCAGACUUUAAAUACUCUAGGAAACAAAAAAUUAAAAAAAGCAAAUUAUUAUAGGUUACCUUUGAAUGAAUUGUAGCAAGGAUGCAAUAACCUAAAGUCUGUUUUAUCCGGCUAGUGUUCUAACCUUAAUGAAUGUACUACCCAUUAAUGGGGGCGAUACGCCCUUUUCACACUAGCUAUUUAGUGCUCUGAAAUUUACUCGGAGAAAAGUGUGAUAUUAUUGAAAUAAAAUAACUGUUCAUUGGAUAAUGAUUGGCGCAACUAAUUUGGAAUAUAUUUGGGUUAUUUUGUGUUGGCGACAAACCAGAAAGGACUAAGUAGAAUUGAAGAUAAAAGUUAACGAACCAUACACAUGGUAAAACAUUCAAUCGCUCCCAUGAAAAUAAGCAAGUUUGACACUGUUCUUCAAGCUUGAUCAAUAUUUAAAUUCGCAUGAAAUGAUAUAAAAAGCAACGAUUAUGCUAGUACUCAUUACAUUAGAAAUUAGAUAGUUAUGGUUAUUGUACGUUGACCAUAACUAUCUAAUCCCAGAGAAUAGACCAGAAGCUCCAAUUUAAUAGAGGUCAUCAUGAAAUUUUCGUUCCGUGAAGAUUUUCAACGUACGUACGCAGCUUUUCCAGGAAAGCUUAAAUGUCUAUACUCUGUGUUUCAAUAAAACCCCAAAAAGUAGCUUCUUUCUUGAAAUCGUAAAAGAGUGUCUCUUAGUCCAGUCUGGUUUAACUCCGACCAUUUGGAGCUCACUCUUUCAGGUGAAUUCCAAAAAACAUUCGCGUAACUUCGCCAUAGGAUUACACGAUCAAAAAGCAAAGCUGCACGGAUCAUUCCCUAAUGGUCGCUUCCCGAAUGUUCUGUUAUAUAGUUAUAUAUAAAUACUUUAGCUGUGGUUAUGUCUUAUAUUUUUUCAUAUAGUCUGUUUAAAAAAUGCACGGAAGAGGCCGAAAUUAAUUAUUUGGGAACGACCAUUGCCUCGCUAGCUUGGUGCAGGAGCUGGUGAAACCAAAAUUGUUCGAAUAUUUGAAAUUGUAAAAUCACACUUAGUAAUGAAUAGACUUUCGGUUUGAAUGAAUACCAACGGUCAAACUGAAUGAAUAAAUUCGCUUAAACAUCCGCUCCGAGGGCACUAUGGAACAAAAAAGUUGUGAGCUGUUGAGCUUUACAGGAAACAUAAGAAAAGUAAUUUAACUGACUGUAUAAAGAAAAAUAUUUUUUACCAUAUCAAUAUGAUAAAUUUGUGUCGUUUGAUUGUAAUGAAACCGAAUAAUCCGAUCGGUGCACUAAGGAGCUAUCAUUCCGUACCGGCGGAUUGUUUGUAGAUUAGUUUAGCAAGCUUAUUACUAUUUAUUUCGUUUUAUUUUCUACUUGAUUGCAAUUUAGUAGCCAGAGAUAUUGUAAACCCAAACCAAAAAUUGUGCAACGGUGGCAACCCCAUUUAGAAUUUGAUUCAGUGGGAACAUUCUUCAAAUUGAGGUAUGUUAUUCUUUGAUCGCUUCUUCGCUGAUGAUGAUCGCAAAGAUCUAGAAACGACGGAAGAGAAGCGUAUCAACAAGUGUGAUAACUUGACAGGUAACCAAUCUUAUGUGUUAAGUAUGGCUGAAAAGUUUAACGUACUUAUUAAUCAACUAAAUAGACCGAACAGAACAAAAGAAACAUAACGGUUCAAAAUGGAAGACCACAGUGAAAAAAGCAACAAAUUUGAAAUAAAGAAUAAAUUAUUUUCCCUGACAA
Messenger RNA from Armigeres subalbatus, 6464 nucleotides. It is a transcript of the gene sbm, whose product is annotated as b(0,+)-type amino acid transporter 1. The transcript has 11 exons. Gene Ontology annotation, biological process: amino acid transmembrane transport. Gene Ontology annotation, cellular component: membrane. NCBI's taxonomy places the organism in Eukaryota, Metazoa, Arthropoda, Insecta, Diptera, Culicidae. The record is from RefSeq and is a predicted model, not a curated record. The coding region runs from base 408 to 2075 and encodes 555 amino acids. Gene Ontology annotation, molecular function: L-amino acid transmembrane transporter activity.